AUAUGUAUGUAUAUAAAGGGUAACGACUUUGCUUAUCAAGAACAUAGUCAAGAUCCAAGAACCAAGAAUGGAAACUAUUUUCUUCAACCAAUACCUAAAACCAGAGCUCUCUUUCGAUUCUUUUGAAGAAUCAUUUUCUUGGAACGAUCAUAAUUCAUUUGUUUUCGAAUCCAACUCUUUCUCUGUCAAUCACUCCGAAAAAAUGAUUCUUUUCAACGUUCAACCGGAAACCACCAAUAAAGAAUCGUCGGAGUCAAAUUCUUCGACCGGAGCCACUAAAGGAGAAGAAGUAACAUCGAAAGAAGAAAGAAAAGAAAAAAGCUAUAGAGGAGUAAGAAAGAGGCCAUGGGGAAAGUACGCCGCCGAAAUAAGAGAUUCGACCAGAAAUGGUAUCAGAGUUUGGUUAGGAACUUUUGAUAGCGCAGAGGCGGCAGCUUUAGCUUAUGAUCAAGCAGCAUUUUCCAUGCGUGGUUCGAUGGCCAUACUGAACUUUCCGGUGGAAGUAGUAAGAGAAUCGCUUCAAGAUAUCAAAUACCGGUUUGAAGAUGGGUGUUCGCCGGUUAUAGCGUUAAAGAAAAAACAUUCGAUGAGAAGAAAGUCAACAAGCAAGAAAAGUAAAAAAGAGACUAAUGAAGUAAACACUAGUAGAAAGCAAAAUGUGGUCGUAUUGGAAGAUUUAGGAGCAGAAUAUUUAGAGGAGCUAUUGAGUUCAUCUUGUGAAGGAAGUCCUAAUCCUAAUUGGUGACUAUAUGUUUAUAAUCUGUUUCGAAACAUUUUCUUUCAAUAUUAUUUUCUUGAUUCUUGAUAAUCUUGAUUAUGAAUCUUGAUUUUCUUCUUUUCUUCUUCUUCUUUUUGAUUUUACCUUUUGUUUGUUAUAAUCAAUUUCUUGCGCAGAUGGUGGGGUUAAGCUUUCUUUGUCCAUCCUGUUUAUUUUGGUUCUGUGUAAAGUUGAAAAUGAUGGAAUAUGUUUAUUAUUAGAAAAUAGAAAUAAUGCGAAUGCUUUCCCUUC
This is a messenger RNA of Jatropha curcas, 1009 nucleotides long. RefSeq names its product ethylene-responsive element binding factor 15 (gene ERF15). Gene Ontology annotation, molecular function: DNA-binding transcription factor activity; DNA binding. Gene Ontology annotation, biological process: ethylene-activated signaling pathway; regulation of DNA-templated transcription. NCBI's taxonomy places the organism in Eukaryota, Viridiplantae, Streptophyta, Magnoliopsida, Malpighiales, Euphorbiaceae. The record is from RefSeq and is a predicted model, not a curated record.